Opisthorchis viverrini is the source of this 1783-nucleotide messenger RNA. RefSeq lists its product as hypothetical. Gene Ontology annotation, cellular component: mitochondrial inner membrane. The record is from RefSeq and is a predicted model, not a curated record. The coding region runs from base 1 to 1164 and encodes 387 amino acids. The transcript is spliced from 5 exons. Gene Ontology annotation, molecular function: phosphate transmembrane transporter activity. NCBI's taxonomy places the organism in Eukaryota, Metazoa, Platyhelminthes, Trematoda, Opisthorchiida, Opisthorchiidae. Gene Ontology annotation, biological process: mitochondrial phosphate ion transmembrane transport.
AUGCGAAUCCUCGCGCUGGCGAGCAUACUGCCCCGCGCUGAGAACAUAAAGAGCAGUGCUACACCCUUUUUUCACUUGUGCCUUUCAGGUGAACGACAGCCACUGACCGACAAGAACAAAACCGACCCGGGAAACUUGGGCAAAUGCUUUGAUCCUGUCUAUCAAAUAGUGAAUCCGUCGAACGUCGACGCCGCAUUGUUGGCGCCAACUGACACGAUGAGUUCCGGCUCCCAGGUGAGCUGCGAAUACGGGACCGCUAAGUACUAUGGCCUCUGCAGUUUGGGUGGUGUGCUAAGUUGCGGUACAACGCACACUGCAUUGACGCCUCUGGAUCUUGUAAAAUGCAGAAUUCAGGUAGACCGUGCAAAAUAUAAGAACAUUACUAACGGGAUUCGCGUAACCGUUGCGGAGGGCGGGAUCCGUGGUUUGGGACGAGGAUGGGCACCAACGGCGAUCGGCUAUUCCCUUCAGGGUCUUGGAAAGUUUGGGUUCUAUGAAGUUUUCAAGCACCUAUAUAAUGGCAUGCUUUCGGAGGAAAAUGCAUACCUAUGGCGGACGACCGUGUAUCUUGCUGCUAGCGCAAGCGCAGAGUUCUUUGCUGACAUCAUGCUCUGUCCCAUGGAGGCUGUCAAGGUCCGGAUACAGACCAUGCCCGGUUGGGCAAAUACCCUACGAGAAGGUGUCCCUAAAAUGCUCAAGGACGAAGGUCUUUUUGGCUUUUAUAAGGGCAUCGUACCACUCUGGGGUCGUCAAAUUCCAUACACCAUGAUGAAGUUUGCUUGUUUCGAGCGCACCGUUGAAGCACUUUAUAAGUAUGUUGUUCCCAAGCCCCGCGAUGAUUGUUCGAAAGCGGAACAACUCGUUGUUACUUUCGCUGCGGGUUACAUAGCCGGCGUUUUCUGUUGCAUUGUCUCCCAUCCUCCCGACACGAUUGUGUCCAAGUUAAACAAAGAUCCUAACGCUCGGCUUGUCGAAGUGGCCAAAAACUUGGGACUGCUCGGCAUGUGGAGCGGAAUCGGGCCGAGGAUCAUCAUGAUUGGCACACUGACCGCCCUGCAGUGGUUCAUCUAUGAUGGAUUCAAAGUCGCCAUGGCUCUGCCUCGGCCUCCACCCCCGGUGAUGCCGGUAUCUUUGCGAGAAAAACUAGAGCAUCGGAAGCAGUAACAACCCCUACCAUCUCCACCUGUUGUAUCUCUUCCUUGCCCACUCUUUAGCUCAUGAGGGUGAUUUUCUGUGCUAGUUAUUAGCCUUCUUGCAAUACCAAUUCGGUCGUGAAAUAAUAAUACCAAUGAGAUUGCACAGUCUUGAAAUAGAAAGUAUUUGUUACUUAUAUACAUGAAAGGUGGUGGGUAGGGAAUUAGUCCGAGUCGGUGAUGAUCCGUCGUCGUCGGCGUUUCUUUGGUUUCGGUGUAUUAAUAGAUGGCUCCUUUGGGCUGCAUUGUGCACCGGGAUCCUCACUGUCCACACAAAAGCUAUCGAGUUGAUAGUCGUCAUCUUGUUCCGGAGGCUGAAAUCCAAAGCAAACAUAUUUCGUUGUGCAGUGGUCAUCGUAAUAGUGAGUCUCACAAUAUAGCAUUAAGGCAGUCGUAAAACAAACCCAAUAGAGGAUUCCUUGAUAAACCAGUGGUCAGUCUCGCCGGUUACUCAAGCUGAGCAUAGAAAGGACCAUGAGGUACGGAGAAACCGCCUAUCGCUCCAACUCGAGUAUCAACACCGUUUCAGGGUCGCGGGUAUGGAACAGCUUGGCAAACACUAGGGACACUCCCGUUUAACUGCCUCUGCG